This is a messenger RNA of Coregonus clupeaformis (lake whitefish), 3462 nucleotides long. RefSeq names its product nucleolar transcription factor 1-A. NCBI's taxonomy places the organism in Eukaryota, Metazoa, Chordata, Actinopteri, Salmoniformes, Salmonidae. The coding region runs from base 791 to 2932 and encodes 713 amino acids. The transcript has 21 exons. The record is from RefSeq and is a predicted model, not a curated record.
GAGUUGUCACUUCAGAAUAGCGAUAGGCAUUAGCAAACAAGACCUUGGAUAUUAUCCGUGAACAUUUCAUUUAUUUUCCCAUGCCUUUCGAUUCCGAGCCUUGGAUGAAACUUUCCAUCCCUGGAUCUCCCAUGUCCCACUGUAGCUUGUUCUGAGGCCCAGUGUUAUUACGAGGAUAGGCUAAUGGGUUUAGCACUUAAUGGACUCUGGCUAAAAUGAAGGGGGUUGCGGCUAAAUGUCUAGCUAGAAUUAAGUCUUUUAAAUAAGAAGACACUAUUGAUAAUCACUAUAAGAAUAAGACAGUCAUGAAUUGUCAAAAAAUAUCGAAAUUAUUUUAAAUUGAUAAAAUGUGUAAACUAAAUGCGUUAUUCACUAAAUAUAUUACAGCACCACAACCAAGCUAUUUCUCAUGAAAUACUGCCAUAUGUCUUUAGUUUCAGCCUCCGUCUUUGACUCCUUUUUCUCGCAUGUUUUCCCUUGGAGUUCCUCCCCCUGCGGCGCUGGGCGGAGUUUCAUACCGAAACAGACGCUUAUUUUGUCGGAUCCGUUUCAACCUGACUCCCUGGGGUUUACGGCUGAAAAAUAGACACUUAAACAGCCCUAAAAUAAUUAACACGAAUACCUUGAUUUGUAGUAACAACGCUGGUUUCUAACUGUCACGAAAGGCUUUUCGUGCCAGCGGAAGCUGCGUUUUGACUCCUGCCGGAAUAAGGGCGCCAUUACUGGGGUAACAAGCAGAAAACGAAUCUCUAGGAAUCGGGUCAGUUGAGCUGCCCACAGACGCUGCACCAUGAACAGCAGCAGCAGUGUGCCCUCUGCCUCCCAGACCGUCCAGAUAAAAACCGAGCCAGUUGUGGAUGCAUGGAGUAAGGAGGACUGCCUCACACUUUUGGAGAGGAUUCGGAGCCUGUUGCCUGAUGGUGACGCCAUGAAAUACAAGACCACCGAGUCCCACUUUGACUGGCAGAAGGUCUGCUUCGGAGACUUCACCGGCGACAUGUGCAAGCAGAAGUGGGCGAAGGUGUCUACUGAGGUGCGUAAGUUUAGGACUAUGACAGAGCUCAUAGUUGACGUCACUGAGUUUGUGAAGAACCCUUACAAAGGGAAGAAAUUGAAGACACACCCAGACUUCCCAAAGAAACCCCUUACACCGUAUUUCCAGUUCUUUAUGGAGAAGCGAGCUAAGUAUGCCAAGAUCCACCCGGAGAUGAGCAACCUUGACCUCACCAAGAUUCUGUCCAAGAAAUACAAGGAGCUCCCAGACAAGAAAAAACAAAAGUACAUCACAGAGUUUCAGCGGGAGAAGGAGUCCUUUGAGAAGAAUAUGGCCCGAUUCAAAGAGGACCACCCGGAGUUGAUAGAGGAGAGAAAGAAGUCGGACCUUCCUGAGAAGCCCAAGACGCCCCAGCAGCUGUGGUACAACCAUGAGAAGAAGACCUACAUGAAGCUCCACCCCGAUGUGAGCCAGAAGGAGCUGAAGGAGGCUCUGAGGAGACAGUGGUCCCAGCUCUCAGACAAGAAGAGACUCAAAUGGAUCAGCAAGGCCCUGGAGCUGCAAAAAGACUAUGCGGGUAGUAUGAGAGUCUACCAAGAGGCCCAUCCAGAUGCUGAAGAGCACGUCAAGUCCGUCCUCACCAAAGCUGAGCGGCAGCUCAAGGACAAGUUUGACGGCAGGCCAACCAAACCACCGCCGAAUGGUUACUCCCUAUACUGUGCCGAGCUGAUGGUGAACAUGAAGGAUGUUCCCAGUACGGAGCGUAUGGUGCUGUGCAGUAAGCAGUGGAAGAUAAUGACGCAGAAGGAGAAGGACAUGUUUCAGAAACGCUGCGAGCAGAAAAAAAAGCAGUAUGAAAUUGACCUACAGAGGUUUCUAGAGAGUCUCCCGGAGGAGGAGAGGGACCGCGUGAUGACGGAGGAGAAGCUGGGGGGCUCCCGGCUUGGCAUGGGGGCUGCUGCCAGCCCGCAUAGAGCCAAGUCCACCUCCGCCAAGGAGCGCUGUCGUGAAGCUGAGCUGGAGCACUGGGUGCACGCAGGCCUGACGGCGAAAGAGAAGCGCGACGGCAAGAAGAGGACCAAACUCCCCGAGACGCCUAAGACUGCCGAGGAGAUGUGGCAACAGAGCGUCAUAGGAGACUACCUGGCCAAGUACAGGAGUGACCGCAAGAAGGCCCAGAGUGCCAUGGAGUCGGCUUGGAAGGACAUGGAGAAGAAGGAAAAGAUCCCGUGGAUCAAGAAGGCGGCUGAGGACCAGAAGCGUUACGAGGUUCAGUACCGGCCCGUGAGGGAAUUGUUGGAGUUUAGAACGCCCCAGUCAGGAGCAGGCCAGAGGAAACCCAAGUUUGAAGGGGAGCCCAAGAAGCCACCAGUGAGUGGCUACCAGAUGUUCUCCCAGGAGCUGCUGACCAACGGCGAGCUGAACCACUUCAGCCUGAAGGAGCGCAUGGUGGAGAUCGGCAAGCGCUGGCACAAGCUCAGCCAGAGCCACAAGGACAAGUACAAAAAGCUGGUGGAGGAGCAGCAGAUCGGGUACAAGGCCGAGCUGGAGGCCUGGGUCAAGUCUCUCUCUCCCCAGGAGCGAGCGGUUUAUAGAGAGUUCUCCACCACGAAACGGCGGAGCACCACCAAGGUGCGGGGGGCCCAGGGGGCCAAGGUGUGCGUGACGGCGACAGUGAAGGGGAAGGCGGUAGGUGCCAGAGCCGCAGCAGCAGGGGUCGGGGGGGGCAAGCGGGCCAUGGCGUACCGGGCCAAGCAGGAUACGUCCGACUCGGACGAUGACAAGACGGACUCGUCAGACUCUGAUGACGACGAAGAAUCGUCCGGCAGCUCCGACAGUGAAGAUGACGACGAUGAUGAGAAUGAUGAUGACGACGACCCAUCCGAGGGCUCCAGCAGCUCUUCCUCAGAGGACAGCAGUGACUCGGACUCAGACUAGCCACCCCCCCCCAAAUAGGAGGGGCUGUGCGGGACACGCCUCCUCACAAGUCAGGCGCAGUCACAGCGGCGUCAUCAAGUCGCUCACACGUUGGCUCCGCCCACCUCUUUCUCACAAGGAGAAAUGAGAGACGGGAGAGAGUGAGACUGAGGGAAGAAAUAAAGGGAGGAAUGGAAAAGUCAUGCUCCCACCGUUGUUGACCCGGAGCACUUUUAUUCAACUGGGACAAGAUCUCUUUUACAGGGGCUUUGUUACGUGUUCAAUGCCUUUCUAGGUGUUUAUUAUGAACUUGUGGCAACAUUUUCUUUUUUUAAACUUUUGAGAAGGAAAUUUCUAAUUAAAGCAGUUUAGGCUUUUUUGAACAAGAAUGGUUUCUACAGAGUUUGACUGGGAGGGGCAUAUUGAGGAGUUUGCUGUUUUUUUUGUCCUUGGGUCUAACAGUCCGUGCAGAGGGAGGACUGUUGCUGCUUUCCCUCCAUUGAAACAUCUGGUCAAACCCUCAAAAAUAAAAUGCACUUUUUUCUCUUGAA